This is a messenger RNA of Cucurbitaria berberidis CBS 394.84, 843 nucleotides long. RefSeq lists its product as uncharacterized. The record is from RefSeq and is a predicted model, not a curated record. The coding region runs from base 1 to 657 and encodes 218 amino acids. The transcript is spliced from 2 exons. NCBI's taxonomy places the organism in Eukaryota, Fungi, Ascomycota, Dothideomycetes, Pleosporales, Cucurbitariaceae.
AUGUCUUCCACUUUCGGUCAAGCUGGGACAACGUUCAAAACUUCAAUCCAGCGGGACAACAAAUGGAAGUUCACGGGCAAGAUUCGUGAGACCAUCAAGGACCGUAAGCACAAGAAAUGGGGUCUUUUAGUGUACCGCUGCGACUACGCCUCAAAUGAUACAUGGACAAAGUUCUUAGCAGCUAUUAAUCAGGAAAUGCAAAGGGGACUCGACAUAGUCCAAGGAGAGGAUCUAAAGGACACGUUGGAGAUGACACCAAAGGAAGACAAGAACACGUUGGACGGUGCAACGGUCGACCAAGUCCGCGACAUAUUCAAGGCAUGGGUCGAGAGCGACGAAGCGAAGGCGGAGAACGGCAAUGAAACCAACGCGACGCUCAACUACCCGAGGUACACGUACUGUGUGCAUGUGGAUGCCGAUACGGCAUAUGUCAACCUUGUGCAGCUUCGAUCUGAGGUCGAUCCCCAAUACAUCAAAUAUACAGAAUAUUCAACAGAGGAAGAGAUCAACGAGGAGGAGGAUGAAGAAGAGGACAUGGAUCAUGUGAAGGUACACUUGGACUAUAUUGGUGCAUAUUCGUAUAAUUCGCUGUAUGAUCCUUUUACUUUCGACAGGUACGCGAGCUAUCGCGAUGAGAACGACGUGUCGAUCGGAUGAUUGCUGGGGAUUGUGGUUACAUGUAAAGAAACAUAGAUGCUGUCAUUCAACGUGCCACAACUUCAGUGCGCGUACAAAUACUCACCAGAAUCUUGCAGUCAAUUGAGGUCAACCUCAAUAUUGGACUGAGUUUGGCCUUUCGUUCGGCAUAGUCCUUGGCGCGAGCGCAUAGCAAUAGCUUCAGCA